AUGGCCCGUCAUGGUGUUUGGAGAGCCUUGUGGGCAUUCCUGCUGCCCAGUCUCAUUGCGGCAAAGCUUGUCCGAGAAGAGAUCACCUUGACCUGGGAUCUGGGAGCUCCAAAUGGCCAGGUCAGAGAAAUGAUCAAGAUGAAUGAUGGGUUUCCUGGUCCUCAUUUUGCAUGGGAUGAAGGCGACGACAUCGAGGUCAUAGUCCACAAUCGAAUGCCGUUCAACUCGAGCAUACACUGGCAUGGAUUGGAGAUGCUAGGAACGCCUUGGUCGGAUGGUGCGCCCGGCGCGACUCAGCUCCCCAUCGAGCCCGAUGAGAUUUUCAUAUAUCGCUUCAAGGCGAGUCCCAGUGGGACUCAUUGGUACCAUGCCCAUUCGAGAACAACUUUGCUGGAUGGUUUGUAUGGGGGAAUCUUUAUCCGACCGAGCCCAGACACUCCAGCCCCAUGGAGCUUGAUAUCCAACGACAAGUCGCACAUCCAAGCAAUGGCCAAGGCAGCCAGUGACCCCAGCCCGAUACUCGUGUCAGACUGGACGCAUUUCAAGUCUUGGAACUACAUGGAGGCUGAAGAGUCCUCCGGAUACGCGAUAUUCUGCGUGGAUAGUAUCUUGAUCAACGGCAAAGGCAGCAUUUAUUGUCCCGGAGAAGAAUACCUCGUCAACCACACAAGCAACUAUAUGAAGUGGGCACUGUAUCCGAAUCAUGUCAAUGAUAAGGGAUGCUUCCCAUUCAUGAAAUCGACAGAAGGUCUUUAUCUCAAUCAAGGAAAACCGGAGACGAUCCCACUACAUCUUCAAAAAGGAUGCGUCCCUGCCACCGGUGAUUCAGAAACCAUUUACGUCGAUGCGGCAUCCAAAUGGGCAAGUCUCAACUUUAUCGGCGCCGCCACCUUCAAAACGACCAUAUUCACAAUUGACGAGCACCCUAUGUGGGUGUAUGAGGUCGAUGGGCAUCGCAUCGAGCCACAAAAAGUCGACACGGUCAAGAUGUACGCAGGCGAGCGGUACGCGGUCAUGAUCCAGCUAGACAAGGAACCCAAAGACUAUACGAUACGCAUAGCCGACAGUGGUCUAACCCAAGUCAUCUCAUCUUUCGCCACACUCCGCUACGCAGGCAGCCCGGGGACUCGCUCUGAAGACCACGCACUCAUCAACUACGGUGGGCUCAAUAGCACAGAUGUCGUCACACUAGACCGUGAACAUCUACCUCCGUUCCCCCCGACCAAGCCCGCCGCUCGCUCAGAUGAGCAUUUCGUCCUUCAUACCCACCGAUGGAUGAGCCCGUGGCAGUACACUCUCAGUGGCGGCGGAAUGUGGCAAGAGGAUCGCAGUGCAUACUCACCUCUUCUCUACGACAUCAACCAGCCAGACGCGUUGGACGAGGGCUUGAUCGUCCGCACUCGGAAUGGGUCGUGGGUCGAUCUCGUUGUCCAGGUUGGCUCACAGCCCGGUCAGCCCCAGGAGUUCCCGCACAUGAUGCACAAGCACACUGGGAAGAUGUGGCAGGUCGGAGCGGGCGAGGGUAUCUGGAACUACACCACAGUUGACGAAGCGAUCACGGCAGAACCGCAUCGCUUCAAUCUCGAAAACCCGAACUAUCGCGAUACAUUCGUCACUUCGUUUGAUGGCCCUUCGUGGCUUGUGUUACGAUACCAUUCUAUCAAUCCUGGGCCCUGGCUGUUCCAUUGUCAUAUCGAGACACAUUUGGCUGGUGGUAUGGCAGUUGCUUUGUUGGAUGGUGUUGAUGCGUGGCCCGAGAUCCCCCCGGAGUACGCCCCCAAACAAAAGGGGUUGGUGCCUGGGCAGCCGGUCCCUCGGCCUGGGAUAUACCUCCCUUCCACGCAGUCCCAAACGGACCAAGACACAAAUCCCCCCACGAAGCAGACUGAGAUAGAGGCGGCCGAGUCGGUUCAGUAUUCAGAAGUUUGGAACUCCGUGGUGGGCAAAAUGAUUGGGUUCCUUGAGACAAUCAAGUCAACUGGGUGA
Penicillium olsonii is the source of this 1986-nucleotide messenger RNA. The record is from the annotation of a GenBank genome assembly. NCBI's taxonomy places the organism in Eukaryota, Fungi, Ascomycota, Eurotiomycetes, Eurotiales, Aspergillaceae.